GCAGGUAACUCACUGGAGAUACAAACAAUCUAACAUAACCAAAUCGAAACAUUCAGAUAACCCUAUCUUAUUAACCCGACGAUUUUGCAAUCCCACUUCAAUUCUUGAAGCAGCACGGUCUGCCUAUUUACACAUACCCGUUUUUAAACCUUCGAUUCGUCAAAAAUAACGCCAUACUUUUUUCUACAAUAUCACGAUACAAAGCAAGACAUGAUGUCCCCGCCGAUGCAAUUAAUAGCUUCUUCCGGUGUUCCGUACACACCAACGAGCGAUGCCCUUGAUCGACAUGAGUACGGGGUCACUAAGAAUAGAAAACUCGUCGCCUCAACUGGUGGAGGAAGGGCCUGGAGUGAAGACGAGGAAGUAUAUCUGCUUCAAACCCGUCUCCAAAAGAUGCCAUACAAGCAUAUUGCGGCUCACUUGAAGAAGACCGAAUUAGCAUGCCGUCUUCAUUAUCACCAACUUAGUCACGGAAGUAACCGUCGCAAGCGUACUACAUCCGUAUCCUCGGGCUCUUCUACCGGGCAUUCCCCCAUAUUACCAGCUACCGUUCCGUCGCCCAUCCAGGAGUCAUCUUCCCGCGAUACGUCUCCUAUCACAAGUGCUGGUGGUCACGAUGGCGAUUCACCUAACUAUACGACAUCUGUGCAACUUCCUAGUAUCAUGACGAGCACCAAUACUUCGCCUCGCCUCCCAGCCAUCCUCCCGAAGCCCACAUCUAUUACGCUUCCGAGUGCCGCUCCCUCAGCAUCAUGUAGCUAUCCUGUUCAAGUUCCGGAGGCGUCUCGGUCACUCGCACCAUCCCCAUUUCCUCAGCCGUCGCCCAUCAACCAGGCGCCCGUCCUUCGACUCGACUGUUCGCUUCCGCCACCCGCCACGCACGUAGAUAUGCCUCGGCUUCAGUCAAUAUACGCUGCGCAUCGGUCGUCAUUCUGGGGUGCUAUCGCGUCUGAAUAUGGCUCCGGAAUUAGCCCAAUCGUCCUAGAGCAGGCAUGGAAGGCAAACAUGCUUGCUACGGGUGGUCAAACUCCAAUUACACCAGUUACUAGCCCCAACGAUCGCGACAGUCUUUACGAAAAACAUGACAAGACUCGUAUUAGUGCCAUUCUUGGCAUUGACGCCAAUCCGCGGAGUCCGAAAGAAAGAGAACUAGUCCGAAGAUUAGAAGAGGAACGAAGCGUUAGCGUUACCGCCGGCGCUUAGGGAGGCGAUCUUUAAGAUUCCAUGAUUCAGACUCCUAUUAGAGACCGAAUGUGGUUGAUGUCUAUCAGUAGGGGCAAUUCCGCUCUCGAAGCAGCUUAUUGCUGUCUCCGUUCCCAUUUUUUCUGCUUUACUCUUGUAUACCUCUAGCUUUCCUUAUGCGUCUCAAACUCAUCCACAUUUACAUAUCGACUUUAUUUGAAAUACGUGAUGGUCGCAAUGGCGGCCAUCAAUGAAUAAACAACCACUUCAUCAU
Messenger RNA from Hypoxylon trugodes, 1456 nucleotides. RefSeq lists its product as uncharacterized. The record is from RefSeq and is a predicted model, not a curated record. Bases 211 to 1203 code for a protein of 330 amino acids. The transcript has 2 exons. NCBI's taxonomy places the organism in Eukaryota, Fungi, Ascomycota, Sordariomycetes, Xylariales, Hypoxylaceae.